AUGGAGAUGGUGGUGGCGGCGCCGGCGCUCCCCGCCGAGGUGGAGAGGGCUCUCAUCCGGGACAUAACCGUCGCGGCUGAUGCCCACGCCAAGGAGGGCGACACCUUCUUCCUCAUCACCACCAGGUGGUGGCAAAGUUGGAUUGAUUACCUCAUUCAAGAUUUGACUGGUGCAACAAGUAAUGGUUAUCAUCAUCAUGAGUUUGGUUCAAAAACUUCUAGAAGGCCAGGAGCUAUUGACAAUACCGAUUUAAUUGAUGAUGCGUCAUUUGAAGUCUCCAAUACGGAGAUUGAGAUACAUGAUAACUUGGUUGAGGGUCGGGAUUACAUACUGCUUCCUCAGCAAGUUUGGGAAAAGUUGCAUGGUUGGUAUGGUGGAGGACCAACAUUACCAAGAAAGGCAAUCAAUACUGGCUUUUCUCAAACUGAUUUGGCCAUAGAAGUUUAUCCUCUACGACUGCAGUUAAUUCUAAUGUCAAGAGGAGAGCGAACCUUUAUAAGGAUAAGCAAGAAGGAUACAGUUGGCCAACUCCAUAAAAGUGCUUGUAAGGUUUUUAACUUGGUACCAGAUGAGGUAUGCAUUUGGGACUAUUAUGGUCGAACAAAGCAUUCAUUGAUGGAUAGCCUGGACAAAACCCUUGAUGAUUCCAACAUUCAGAUGGAUCAAGACAUUCUAGUUGAGGUUACCACUGAUGCCAAUGGUAGUCUGGAUGGUUUGGUUAAAAGAAACAAUUGUUUUGAGAGAGAAUCGACUUCUCUGAUUACUGAUGCUCCGAAAUCAGGAUUGCCAAAUGAGAAUUUUGCAGCCAACAGCUAUACUUCUAGAAGCUAUAACUCUAGUCUGACACCAAGCCUCUACCUGCGAUCAACCAAUGGUGAUCUGGAUAAUGUGCCUGGUUCUAGUGGCAUGAGCACGAGGGGAUCACCCUUAGGUCUUACAGGGCUACUUAAUCUUGGAAAUACAUGCUAUAUGAACAGUGCCAUACAGUGUCUAGUGCACACGCCACAGUUUACUAGAUAUUUUUGUGAAGAUUAUCAUCGUGAAAUAAAUCGGCAAAAUCCGCUGGGUAAUGUGGAGCUGUUGGCAUUCCUCUUGGAUGGACUCCAUGAAGAUUUGAAUCGUGUGAAGCAUAGACCUUACAUAAACUCGGGAGAUGCUGAUGGAAGAUCAGAUGAAGAAGUUGCAGAUGAAUAUUGGGCAAAUCAUAUUGCUAGAAACAAUUCAAUCAUUGUUGAUGUAUGCCAGGGGCAGUACAAGUCCACUUUGGUUUGCCCAGUCUGUGGGAAGGUUUCAGUGACUUUCGACCCAUUCAUGUAUCUUUCCUUACCCUUACAAUUUGCCUCAACCCGGAGCGUGACUGCCGUGGUAUUUUCUUGUGAUGGUAGUGUUCCACCAACACCAUUCACUGUAAAUGUACCGAAGCAAGGUAGGUGCAGAGAUCUAUUACAAGCCCUUGGCACUGCAUGCUCACUUAAAAAUGGGGAGAAACUUCUAAUUGCUGAGAUACGGAAUCAUAAGAUCUACCGUUUUAUUGAUGAUCCAGUGCUUCAACUGUCUACAAUAAGUGAUGAUGAUCAUCUGGCAGUUUAUAAGCUCCCAAAGUUGGAAAAGAGGGUGAAUUACAUUCAAUUUGUGCAUCGUCAUGAAGACUUGGACCAUGGAAACAAUAACACCUUGACAUCUUGGAAACCCUAUGGUGUUCCUCUUCUUGCACAAAUAUCUCGCAAUGAAAUUGUCACGGGUUUGGAUAUCCAUGAGUUGGUCCAUAAAAUGCUUGUGCCCAUGCUAAGGAAUCAGGACUCUCUGCAUUUGGCUGUUCAAAGUUCUGUUUCCACAAGAACUCAUAGUUAUCAUACCGACUGCAUCCAAUUUCAGCUUCAGUUGAUUGAUGAUAGCAACACAGUCAUUGAAAAAUCAAAUGAUGGUAUCAGGGUCCCACAAUCUUCACUCGCAACUGUAUUUUUUAUCCAUUGGCCCAAGGAAGAUCUGAAAAAGAUUGACACUCAUCAUUUAGAGUACCUCCCAGAGGUGUUUAUGUAUGCUCCUCCUGCUAAGAGAACCCGUGGUGAAGCUCUCUCACUCUAUGCAUGCUUGGAUGCUUUCUUGAGAGAAGAACCUCUUGUACCUGAAGACAUGUGGUACUGUCCAAGGUGCAAAGAGCAAAGGCAAGCUAGCAAAAAGUUGGAUUUGUGGAGACUUCCAGAAGUGCUAGUCAUACAUCUAAAGAGAUUUUCAUUUAGUAGGUCAACAAAACAAAAACUAGAAACUUUUGUUAAUUUUCCAAUACAUGACUUGGAUUUGACAAACUAUAUUGCCAACAAGAAGAGUUCAGAGCGCCAGAUCUAUGAGUUGUAUGCUGUGAGCAAUCAUUACGGCAACAUGGCAAGUGGACAUUAUACUGCACACAUUAAGCUUGUGGAUGAAAAUCGGUGGUACAACUUCGACGAUAGCCAUGUUGCUUCCAUUGAUGAAGACGAGGUGAAGACUGCUGCAGCUUAUGUGCUAUUCUAUAGAAGAGUCAGAGAACAAGAUAGAGCAAGGGGAACUAGUAAUGGAUCUCAGUUAUAUGCAAAGAGAAGCCAUGGAUAUAGCCAUAGGUAG
Messenger RNA from Miscanthus lutarioriparius, 2601 nucleotides. NCBI's taxonomy places the organism in Eukaryota, Viridiplantae, Streptophyta, Magnoliopsida, Poales, Poaceae. The record is from the annotation of a GenBank genome assembly.